GUCAUGGCCGAGCAUAAACGGAUGUUCAGGGUCCUAUCGGAACUGAUUCGCCCCCUCGAGGACAAGAUUCGGAUUGUGAGUCAGCCUCAAGAGAAGAUCAAUCCCGAUUUGGCCCUGGAUGCCAUUUUGGCUCAAAAAGUACCCGAUGCCCAGGAUGUGCGUUGGACUUUCGUCUCGCAGAUCCUAGCUCAUUUGACUGAGAUCGCCCAGUCGUUGAAGGGGUCCUUCGACGUGCUCUUGAGUGUUCAAGAGCAAAAGGACAUAUCCACCGCCAUGCAGUUGGUCAUUGCCCUGGGUAUCUUGCCCAAUCUCAUCCCGGAGGUCGGUUUGUCGAUCGAGAAACGCUCCAAAUUCAUACAGACCUGUCUAGCUAGCCAAAAAGAUAUUCAUAUCGACCAGAAAUAUUGGAAGCUCGUCUCCGUGGCCAAAGGCUUACUUACCCUAGUCGAGGAACCCCUUCUCUCAGAGGUGAUCCUCUCCAAGCACUUGGGCGAUAUGUUGGCCAUGUUCAUUCAGCUCGGAUAUGCUCCCUUGAAGAAGCCCAAUCCUCCCAAUGUCUCCACCCAGCCCAAAGAAUACGUGAUGACGCCAGAACGGUUCGAUCAGCUCACCCAAGAUCAGGCUUUUUUUCGCACUGAACUGAACCGAAUUCUGGACAAGUUGUAUCAACCGAUGGUGGUCAAGCACCUCCUUGUGAUCCAGUCGAACGCCAAGGGCCCCAAAUGGGUCAAAAGAAUCUGCGGGGACUUCUUGAGUGAACGUCUUAUGAGAGAACACGGCCUAAUGAAUGUAAUUCGGGGGGUAAUGGACGUGGGGGAGGGGACUGAGUCGUCGUCGUCGUCCACUCAACGCUAUCAGAUUAUCGCUCAAGUACUGGCCAACCCACCCGCUAGUACGUAUAAAAACACCGAAGCCUACUAUGAGAAGAUUUGUCCGCAGAUUUUGGACAUCUUGGCACUGAGAUCCAAUCCAGAGAGCCAACAUUUCCACUUGAUCGCGUGCGCGUGCGUCAAGACCAUCUCGGAAAGGUCGCUCAUACUCUCGCGACGUUACCUGCUCGACAAAAUCAUGGAAACCUUCCUCCGCAUGAACGCUAUUCACCCUGAUCCGACCAAUGAGGUGUCUGAAGAGGCCAUCGAGAAGAACCUCAACCUUCUGCACCUCAUUUUUGUGGUGGGCAAUGAUCCAUCGGGUGUGUUCCUAGCACACUUGGAACCCAUCUUACUCGUGCUAAUGGAGCUCCAUUGCGCCGUUACCUACGGUGUUUCCGCGCUGAAAAAGCCUUUGGAGGAGCUCCUCCUGAGGUACUUGAAAUGUUGCUCCAACUCGGACAGCAUCAAGGCUGUGAAGGCAUUUGCCUUUAAGGACUUGGGCCAUUGCCAAGAUGGCCUCAAUCGCUUCCAAUUGCCUCGAGAGGGAAUCAAGUUCAUCAAUGGAGAGCAAGGCGGGAUCCAGAUGGUGUUCCAGCCCAAUGAACUUGACGAGCAGUUUUACGUGUCGGACGACGAGAAAUCCAUCGUCAUUGUGGACCUUCUCCAGGAUUGCAAGGACAAAGCCUUGGCCACAGACUUCUUCAUUUCCUUGCUCAAAGAUCUAUCCGAGUUGAUGGGACGAAUUGCUCGCGAACCAAGUCCGCCCAUUUCAAAUGUGAAUUCAAACUCUCUGGAAGAGAAGCUGCUUUCGUUUGAGCGCGAUCUCGACCAGACCAUGUUGAAGCUUCGCAAGAAUCUAAUGAUUGUGAGGUUGCUGGGCUUGCUCUCUGAGGAUGACAAAAUCCAACAGAAUCUCAUGAAGGACUCGGAACAGUUGUUGGAAUUCGUUUGUCUCACGAUCGAAAGAUGCGCCCUGUCUUGCGCCAACGAAAGCGAAGACGAUGAAGAAGAGGAUGGGUCCCAAAUUUUGGAAGCCCAGAGCCUCAUGAUGGCUCUGACGUUGCUCUCGGUGAAGGUCACUCAGCCUUAUGUCCAAAUUGACGAAUGGAAACGACUCCAAAAUGGGUUGAAGGAUCUGGACAUACUCGGCAAGAUGUAUCCGGACGAGCGGGCUCGUCAACUCUCUCGACGAUUGAAACUUCUAAUUGCCACUCACGGCGCUGUGAUGGACCAUAAAGAUGAGAUGGAGCGACAUAUCAAGACUAUGUUCUCCAAAGUUGAUGACAUCCACAACAUUUCGGAGAAAGUGAAGCAAAUGAAAGUCAACCCGGAAUUUGGAGCUCAACCAGAGCCUGAUGAAGCGAAUUGCAGCUAUGAAUAGGCUCUUCAAUCCCUAACCGAUCCCUUGUUACCCAUCAGAGGUCAUGGAUUGAUCGCCUUGACCAAAUUAGUGAAUCAGAAAGAUGAAGUCACUUUGAAAAAUGUCAAGAAAGUCAUGGACAUUUUUAAGGACAAUCUCGCCGAUGAGGACACAUACAUUUACCUCCAAGCAAUCUAUGGAUUGGUGGCUUGUGCCAAUUAUGAUCCCGCCUUGGUGAUUGACGUGCUUACGCGAGAAUAUGCUCUCAUUGAUGACCGGAAAUAUAUUGGCGAAGGGGCCAUUGAAGUCCGGACCAAGAUCGGAGAAGCAUUGGUGAGAGUGACCAAGACACUGAAUGAGCUCACACCCAAAUUUAAGAACCAAUUGCUUAACCCAUUCCUUGGUCAAUUGAACCAUCCCGAUGAAUUAGUUCGUGCUUCAUCCCUAAGCAACCUGGGGGAAGUUUGCCGCAAUCUCAAAUACUCUUUGGGAAUGAUCUUGGACGAGGUGUUCAUGUGUCUCCAUCAAGUCAUUCAGACCGACAAAUCGGUACAAGUUCGUCGAGCGGCUGUUUUAGUGGUGAGUCUGAUACUCCAAGGCUUGGGUCCAGAUGCCCUAAAAGUGCUCCAGAGCUAUAUCAAGGAAAUCUACAAAACUUUAAUUCAACUCCAAAGAACCGAAACGGAUCCCCCUCUUCUGCAACACGUGGACAUUGCCUUGGGUGAAAUCGACGACAUUGUUCGAAGGUUCUUUCAGCCCGAGCUAAAUCAUACCAAAAAGAUUUACGUCCUUGAUACCCCUGACAAUGAAUAAUUGUAACAUCUUCAAGUGUUACUAAUCCUACCUACAAAUCAUGACCAAACCAAGCCUAAAACGAUGCAAAUAUAUAAUGCCCCUUAACACUA
Messenger RNA from Tigriopus californicus, 3137 nucleotides. It is a transcript of the gene Tango6, whose product is annotated as transport and Golgi organization protein 6 homolog. Gene Ontology annotation, biological process: protein secretion. The record is from RefSeq and is a predicted model, not a curated record. NCBI's taxonomy places the organism in Eukaryota, Metazoa, Arthropoda, Copepoda, Harpacticoida, Harpacticidae.